AGUGCACAUUAGGGCAAGCGGCGCUGUCAACAAUAGGCGACUGUCCCCGUAAGAGGGCGCUCAAAGGCGGAAGUGAAACAAGCACUUCCACAAUCAAAACAUUAUUUUGGGUGCGCAAUGGGGGAGCGUGCUUCCACUAAAUAACAUUUCCCACUUGUGCCGUCCGUCGAGGAGCUCCUAGCCCGCCAUGCUUCAGCUAAACGACACGGUGGAGCCCGAGAGUCCCGGAGCCGCGGUGCUCCACCCGGUCGAAACCGAGGAAGGAGUGGAGGUCGCCUUCACGCCGCUGGAGGCCGGGCGCAGCCUGGGACGCGGAGCCACUGCAGCCUGCUGCGGGCCGCUGCAAACGCUGACGCCUUUUCACGUGCACAACCCCACCAUGCAAGCCAAAGUCAAGGACUAUUUUGUCUUCCGGCCAGGUACCAUCGAGCAGGCGGUCAGCGACAUCCGGACUGUGGCCCUUCCCUCUGAAGAUGGAGAGGUUCUUAGCGUCUGGCUUCUGGCUUUGAUUGACCACUGGAAUAACGAAAAGGAGAGACUUGUCCUCAUUACAGACAGGUCCUUGCUGGUGUGCAAGUACGACUUCAUCAACUUGCUGUGUCAGCAGGUCGUCAGAAUCUCGCUCAACGCCGUCGACACCAUCUCAGUGGGCGAGUUUGAGUUCCCGCCCAAAUCCCUGAACAAGAGAGAGGGUGUCGGGGUUCGUGUCCAGUGGGACAAGCGUCCCCAGGCCUCCUUCUUGAACCGCUGGAACCCGUGGUCCACAGAUAUGCCCUACGCCACCUUCACUGAGCACCCUAUGGCUCACGCAGACGAGAAGGUGGCCUCCCUCUGCCAGCUGGACAACUUUCGGACCCAGCUGGUGCAGGCGGUGAAGAAAGCCCACAAGGAGCAACCCAACCCUAGUCGGGCCAACGGAGUCCUGAUCCUGGAGAGACCCCUCCUCAUUGAAACCUACCUGGGCAUAAUGUCCUUCAUCAACAAUGAGGCUAAAUUGGGCUAUUCCAUGACCCGUGGCAAGAUUGGUUUUUAGAGACAGCAUCUCCAAACAGGACAGCAGCCUUGUUUGUCUUUUGUGUCCAGCACAGAGAUAAAAGUAAAAGGGAAGACUUGCAUGGACUGUCUACUGAUUUGUGUUUAGCACCCCAAUUAAUCCCUUUUGUUCAAGAGCCGCCAUACUUGCAUGGGCCCCUCAACAAAAGUUGAGAAGAAAAAUGACAGCAUUUACAUCUGCCUUUUUUCUUAUAUUCUGUAUUUGUCCAAAACUGGAUGUGUUGCAUUCUUUUGCAACUUAUUGAAGCAUUAACUGUUAAAAGUGGCGUUUAUUGCCGAAGAUGUGGAGUGGCUUUGUGUCUGCACUGAUGAGUAUGUUCAAGAGAAUGAAGCGGUCAUGUGGCCACUGUACAAUUUCUUUGAAUGGGAACUAUAGUUCUAUGUGAAGUCACAUGACUAAAUGGAAUAAUCCUUGCUAAUAUGGAAAUUGAUCAUGUUGUGCUCUGUCUUUCCAAACAACUUGGGUUGUUAACUGUGGAAAAUAAGUAUAAUAAAGUAUAGUAUAAGUAAAAUAAUAAUACUAAUUAUUCAUACUGGAAACAAUAAAUGAGCCGAUGUGACUUUUCUCUCUUUUGGGCCAAUAUUGGACACGCUGUUUACGUUUGCAACAACAACAAUCUACAAUAACAAUAUAUCUACAUAUGAGAGCUGUGGUAACAUUAUGAGAGUUUUAUUAUAGCAAAAACAUUUGUUUUAUCAUCCCACUUGUCCAGGGAUGUUACCAAAGUUGUACAGUACGGUAUUCUGAUGUGAUUACACAUUUGGCAGACAUUUUUACUUUCAUUCAUCUUCCGUUCCACUUAUCCUCACUAGGGUCACAGGCGUGCUAGAGCCUAUCCCAGCUAUCUCUUUUAAUAUGGAAAAUAUCAUGACGUUACACAUGUACUGUAUCUCUGUCAAAUAUCAGUAGUGUUGGAAUCUGUUGUGAAAGACCUAAAUAUGCUUUCUUUGGAUUCAGAUGGAAUUCUAGACCUGGAUGAAACUUUAUAGUAACUGGAUCACCCAUUUAUAAUUUGCUGGUGACAAAUGUUUAACCAUGCUGCUGCGUUUGUUUUCUGUUCUGUUUAACUUUUGUUUUGUGGGUACAUAAAAAAUGUUCAUGGGUCAAUGUGACCUGCUGCAUGUCAGCUUACCGGUAUUUGGGGGGGGAGAACAAUCCAUAGGCAAUAGAAGGAAAAUAAAAAAAAUAUAAGGAAGUUC
Molecule: messenger RNA, 2253 nt
Organism: Phyllopteryx taeniolatus (common seadragon)
Lineage: Eukaryota; Metazoa; Chordata; Actinopteri; Syngnathiformes; Syngnathidae
Gene: tprg1l
Product: tumor protein p63 regulated 1-like
Exons: 6
Coding region: 188-1033 (281 amino acids)
Cellular component (GO): cytoplasm
Molecular function (GO): nucleic acid binding
Source: RefSeq, a predicted model, not a curated record